Morus notabilis is the source of this 571-nucleotide messenger RNA. Its product is annotated as cysteine proteinase inhibitor 5. Bases 59 to 403 code for a protein of 114 amino acids. Lineage: Eukaryota; Viridiplantae; Streptophyta; Magnoliopsida; Rosales; Moraceae. Gene Ontology annotation, molecular function: cysteine-type endopeptidase inhibitor activity. The record is from RefSeq and is a predicted model, not a curated record. The transcript has a single exon.
CCUCACUAAAAACCGAUCAUCAGAACCGGAAAUUUCUUCCGCAAGAUCAACGGCCACGAUGCGUCCUCACUUCCUCCUCGUGAUCCUCUCCGUCCUCGUCGUCCCUCUCGCGGCCAAGCGGACCGGGCCGCUCGUCGGAGGUUGGACGCCGAUCAAGGACCUGAGCGACCCGCACGUGAAGGAGAUAGCCAACUUCGCCGUCUCCGAGUACAACAAGCAGUCGAAGGCGAGCUUGAAACUAAAGAGCAUCGUCAAGGGCGAGACUCAGGUCGUCGCCGGCACGAACUACCGCCUCGUCGUCGCCGUCACGAAUGGCGCCGCCGCGGAGCGCUACGAGGCCGUCGUUUGGGAGAAGCCGUGGCAGCACUUCAGGAACUUGACCUCCUUUAAGCCUGCCGCAUAGGUUUUUUAAUCAAGUUUUAAUUACUCUUAAUAACGUUGUGAAAUUCUGUUUUGGAGGAUGAUGAAAUCGUGAUUCUAUGUGUGUACUUCUCUUUCUUGUAAUGUCUUUUGCUUGUAAGAUAAGAAAUUGGGUUUAAUAAAUGACUGAUUCAGGAUUAUGAAAGUUAAA